This is a messenger RNA of Aspergillus puulaauensis, 306 nucleotides long. RefSeq lists its product as uncharacterized. Lineage: Eukaryota; Fungi; Ascomycota; Eurotiomycetes; Eurotiales; Aspergillaceae. The transcript is spliced from 2 exons. The record is from RefSeq and is a predicted model, not a curated record. Bases 1 to 306 code for a protein of 101 amino acids.
AUGUCCAACCGCGCCGAAAGAGCCGCUGAAGACGAGUACGAGGCCGACUACGACAACUACAACCCCAUCGAAGAGGAGGACGAGAUCGCCCCUACCGCCUACGUCUACGAGCCCGGUGACCGGGGAUUCACAAUGGGAGUGCCCGUCCAGCGAGACGAAGCGCGCCAUGCCGAUCCGAUGCAGCCUCCGUUUUCGAAUACCGAUGCGCAGCUAGCCCGUGGUGAAAAGGAGGCUGCUGACCAGUCUAAUAUAAUGGGCGGCAAGGGAAGACAGCUUCGUCAUGGGAAGCCGCAGGCUGAGUCUUGA